Messenger RNA from Drosophila yakuba, 787 nucleotides. RefSeq lists its product as uncharacterized. Lineage: Eukaryota; Metazoa; Arthropoda; Insecta; Diptera; Drosophilidae. The transcript has a single exon. The record is from RefSeq and is a predicted model, not a curated record. Bases 112 to 498 code for a protein of 128 amino acids.
UAUAAAAAUCGUUGGAGCAGCCAGUAGCUUAGUUUAAAAAGAAAAGAAAACAUACAUAAAAAUUCAAAUCUUUUCUGAACAGACAAAAUUUUUGAAAAUAUCGCAAUUGCAAUGGCACCGAAAUUCAAUAAUAGCGCCGACGUUCUGACACUGAACAUCGUUGAUCUGAGGAAAAUAGUUCCCCCUGCCGAGAUCGAGUGUCUGGAGCAGAAGAAACGCAACGAGGAGGAGUUGAAGGCCGAACGUGAAGAUAUCCACGUGAAACUGAAUAAAACGCUGCAGCGCCUCAUCAGAGUGGACGACCAGUUGGAGGUGGACCGCAUCAGUGACCAGGAGUACCGAUACUUGGAGUCCCUGAGGAGAAGGAUGAGUUUGCGGCACCAACUGUUGGCCGAGAGACUGGUUCGCGUCGGAAGUCGACUGGCCAGGGCGAAAUUCGAGCUCAGCAAGCUUGAAACUGCCAUUUACGAGAACCUCUUAAACCGCGGAUUGAUUUAAAAUGGGAGUCGGAAGAAUGGAUUUAACACACUUUUCAAAAUUUAAAGUUAACGCGAGAUUCUAGUCGGGCAAACUAUUACAAAUGGAUGUGACGAUGUGAGGCUCUAAAGAAUUAUUUUUUAUAUUAUGCAAAGGACGUGGGCAAGCUAUAUAUGUACCCUGUAUAAUAUCUUUGUUCUUAGCAGUCUACGCACUAUGAGUCCCCAUUCGGUUUACCCUCAAAAUUGUUUUAAAAAUAUAUCUCAAUAAAUGUAUAAUUAGGAAAUUUACAAUAGUGUAUUACGGAAAA